This is a messenger RNA of Pocillopora meandrina, 2177 nucleotides long. NCBI's taxonomy places the organism in Eukaryota, Metazoa, Cnidaria, Anthozoa, Scleractinia, Pocilloporidae. The record is from the annotation of a GenBank genome assembly.
AUGCUAUUCUUCACGGUGAAAGGGAAAGAGAAAGAGUUCCCUUCCCCAGAGUUUACAAUAGCCCUGCAAACCUUGAGUGUCGUUCUCGGAGAAAUGAUACGAAGAUUGUUCCUGGUGUCUGAGGAGUUCAAACACAUAAGUACGCGAUAUCGAGGAGACUGGAAGAGAAUUUUUAAGGCAACUUUCACUAACGAUUUUUGCAUGCGUAGUUUACUCGCUGCUAUCGUUUCCACUUUCAUAAUAUGCUGUCAUCAGUUGUAUGAAGGAUACGAAAUAUUGUCUCGCCCAGAUCUCGUCAUUUUGUUUUUCCUGAACUCUCUCCUGGUUGGUCAGUUGUUUUUCCUUGUGGGCCUUCGACAGCUCUCUCCCGUAGAAACAUCGGAUUUGAUUGAAAAGGAAAACAAGAAUGUAGCCGAUGGGCUGGCUUGGGGCUACUACUUUGGUUAUCUGAAGCUGGUGCUACCAAAACUGAAAGAUCAGAUUGGCAAAUCAGAGCUUUUUCGUUAUGAAAUAACAAAGAAAAAGCUUUUCAUUUUACUGCCCAAAACGUGCUACACCUGUGCUGACAUCGUUGAAGCAGAUUCCAGGGUAAAAUGGGUCGGUCAUCUCCCAGAGCUUAAAAUUAGUAGGGGUGGAAUUAAGGAAAGAAUUUACAAGCAUUCGGUACAUAAGAUAGAAAUGCCCCGCCCUGAUGGAGCAGUAGAAAGGUACCACUUUAUCUUGGAGUAUGCCACACCUCUGAUGAACCUUUAUGAUAUGUCUGAGUAUGCAGACGCCCCCUUUAAUCGUGAGGAGCGGGAUCAUCAGGUAGGCUAGUUUCUAGUAUUUUCUCUUUGAUUCUCAAAGUGCAAGAGAAUCCUGAUCUGAUCACCCCAAACAAUAUUGUGGCUGAUCCCUGGGUAAUUGGGUCAAUUUCUGUUGUGUGUAUACCACUGGCCUCUUAGAACCCCCCACCCUCCCCCAAUAAUCUAUUCUGUGGUCAUUUGUAGAUCCCAUCUAAGGCGCUUUUGAGUGAAUGUUACUUUCACCUUCCCAACUUAGUCACUUUCUGUUUAAUGUAUCUGCCUUAGAAAGCCUUCUAAGUAACUCAUCCUAACAUGAAUCGACUCAUUUGACCAUGAAUCUUCCCAGUUGGCCAUACAUUGUCUCAUCCUAAAAUCUGGAAGAGUGCAACCCCAUUAUUGGAACUGUAUUGAAAUUGCAAACCCAUUAUUAAAUAGUAAAUCCAGUUGUGAAAAUGCAAGCCAUCCAACAGCACAUCCUCAUUAGCUUUUUAUUAGGAAGUACCCUGCCCUUGGGACUGGUCCUUAUAAAUAUGGCUUGUUUGAGGUGAGAUGCAAUCUAACUGGAACUUCUCUUCAUUGUAACUUAUAGGUGGUGUUAUUUAUCCGAAAAUUGAGGGAAAUUCUGGAUAACUCCGAAGAGUGCAGAGGGACUUGUGAGUUGGUGCCAAUUUCAGGAAGUCGUCCACAUGAGAUCUCAAAUGUCCUGAUUGGGAUGCAUAAUGAUGCCAACAUAGAGGUGCACAAUCCAGAAGCUAAUGGAGUGCACAGACCAGAACAAGAACAGCUCUAAACAAAAUAAUGCUAGCUCAGUGUAACAAGAGACUCAGUCUGGAAGUUGCUGAUAUUUUACAAGACAUGCAAUAUAGUAAAUGAAAUAUUCCUUUAGUGAUACAUGUAGGAAUGAGAAGCCUUUCAAGGGGCACAGAUGUUCAUUCAUCUCAUGGCUUAUACUUUUACUUCACCCAUAUUAGACACCACUUGAUGUUGGUUAAGAACACUAACAUUGUGUUUUAGAGAGGGAAGCAAGGGGACAGUCCUCAUCUCUCAGAUUUAGACACAGCCUUUCAUUUGUGUUAGUGGAGAAGUUAGCAGCCUAAUUUUUUUUACUCUUCCCUAUAGCUGAGCAGAUUACUCAGUUUGUAGUGAGCCCUUAAUGGAAUAGUAAAGUAAAGGUGAACAGAAGUUUAUAAAACAGGCUGAAUAAUUUAGUUUUUCUCAAUUGUCAUUUGUCUUUGCUUUGCUCUGGGAAAUACUUAAAUUGAUAAUUGUUGUGCUCUUAUUCUGUAAACAUAUUAAUUAUCCCUUUACACCUUUAUAUCAGUAUGCAUAUUCUUCAUACUGUUCUCAAUUGCACAUUUCCUUUGGUACCAAGAGGGAGAAUUUGUGUUUCAA